Messenger RNA from Lindgomyces ingoldianus, 438 nucleotides. RefSeq lists its product as uncharacterized. The record is from RefSeq and is a predicted model, not a curated record. Bases 142 to 378 code for a protein of 78 amino acids. NCBI's taxonomy places the organism in Eukaryota, Fungi, Ascomycota, Dothideomycetes, Pleosporales, Lindgomycetaceae. The transcript has a single exon.
GAGGCGCUAUGGCCGUCGGUGGCUGUGAGAAGGGCCCAGUAGGAUGUUGUUGGAAUGGUUCGGCCCCCAAAAUAGUCUCAAUAUCUACGAUUCUGGAUAAGGAGACCUUGGCAGAGGAUCUGUAAAAUUUAUUCGCCCCUCAUGCAACAAUUUGACUGGUCAGAAGUAGCCUUAGCAGGCGUCAGCUAUGAUCCGUCCAGGCAGCAGGCCAAGUGGUGCUGGGCGAAAGAUGGCUCGAUGGUAUCGAGACUGGGAUGUGACCGGCUGAUUUCUCCUUCCGGACGUCACGAUGUUGUGAGCUUCUUUAAUAACUUGCUGACUCACAGCAGAUGCUCUGCUGUCUAUCGGGGAGUACGUGUUGUAGAAAAUAUACGGUAAUUUCAGGUCGGGUCAGCCUUGCGGUACAUACAGACUAGUGAGCUCCUCUAUCACAACCUU